AUGGAUGAGCUAAAUACACAACUCGAAGUCUUUCAUCGCUUGGCACGUAAAUACCGUAUUCAGCCCGAUGAACUCAAACAGCAAUAUGAAACAUGGCAAAAUGAAUUAGAGCAACUACAUCAACUUGAAGAUCCUGAAACCCUCGCUGAGCAAGUUGAACAAUCUCAUCUACUGUUUGUAGAGAAAGCACAACAUUUAGAUCAGAUUCGUCGUGAUGCUGCUGAACCUUUAGCCAAGCAACUGACUGAGCAAGUCAAACAACUGGCGCUACCAGAAGCACAUUUUGAAUUUAAAUUUGAACCGCUGGAACAAGUUUCUGCUGAAGGUUUAAGCUUUAUUCAAUUGCUCUUUACUGCCAAUAAAGGGAUUCCACCUCAACCGCUGGCACGUGUCGCUUCUGGUGGUGAGCUGUCACGUAUUGCAUUGGUCAUGCAAGUGAUGAAUGCCGAAAAAACUGAAGCAGAAGUUUUAGUGUUUGAUGAGAUUGAUGUCGGAAUCAGUGGUGGUACCGCUGAAAUUGUCGGGCGCUUAUUGGCAGGCUUGGGGCAACACGUUCAAAUUUUAUGUAUUACUCACCAAGCUCAGGUUGCGGCCCAGUCCGAUCAACACCUAUUGGUGAAAAAACUACAAACAGAUCCUGCAAGUAGUACCAUCGUUGCACUAGAAGAAGAGCAACUUAUUUUAGAAUUGGCUCGUAUGACAGGCGAAGCACUUUCAUCUAUUCAUUCGCCCUAUUGUCAUCGCUUUUAUAGAGAUGCACAUUUUUAUUUGGACACCAUUUUCGGAUUGAAAAGGAGUUGCAUAUCGGUGCCAAAACAAUAUCUUUCUCAUCGCUGCUUGAUUGCACCACCUGAUCUUGCUGAUGAUUUCUUUGCCAAUACGGUAAUCUAUCUUGCCCGUCAUGAUGAAGAUGGUGCGCAAGGUAUUCAAGUCAAAGAACUUUUGAAUGACUUAGAAAUUGAAGCAGAUAAUGUGCAUCCGCAUGAAGUUUUGCAAGGUGGUCCAUUGCGUCCUGAAGCGGGUUUUGUGAUUCAUACAGGACAACCAACCUGGCACUCUUCGAUUGCCGUAGGUGAAAAUCUGUGUAUUACCACCAGCAAAGAUAUUUUAGAUGCGAUUGCACACAAUGAAGGUGUAGGUCGUUAUCAAAUUGCAUUGGGCUAUGCCAGCUGGACUAAAAAUCAACUUGAAGAUGAAAUUACCCGUGGCGAUUGGUUGAUUUGUGAUUCAGACAUGGAUUUGGUGUUUAAUUUGCCUUAUACCGACCGUUGGGAUGCAGCUUAUCGUAAAAUAGGGAUUGAUCGUACUUGGUUAUCUUCUGAGAUUGGACAUGCCUGA
Molecule: messenger RNA, 1338 nt
Organism: Oppiella nova
Lineage: Eukaryota; Metazoa; Arthropoda; Arachnida; Sarcoptiformes; Oppiidae
Source: the annotation of a GenBank genome assembly